Molecule: messenger RNA, 1491 nt
Organism: Cryptomeria japonica (Japanese cedar)
Lineage: Eukaryota; Viridiplantae; Streptophyta; Pinopsida; Cupressales; Cupressaceae
Product: LRR receptor-like serine/threonine-protein kinase ER1
Exons: 1
Coding region: 40-1413 (457 amino acids)
Molecular function (GO): protein binding
Source: RefSeq, a predicted model, not a curated record
AACGGAGUGGGCUGUGAUCUCAACACAGGCAAAGUAAUUAUGAUCGAUCUGCGCUCCUUCGAUCCAUUGAACACCACCAUCUACAUGGCCGGCACGCUCUCCAAAUCCAUCGGCGAUCUCACGGAGCUUCUCUACAUCCGUCUUCCGGCGUGGAAAAAAAUCACCGGAAAAAUCCCCAAUGCAAUCGCCCGCCUGCAACAUCUCGACACGCUCGAUCUAUCGCAGAACGAUUUUAUCGGCAAAAUGCCAUCUUGGAUAACCAGGCUGAGCAAGCUGAGGAUACUCAGGAUGGGCGGCAACAGGCUACGCGGGAUCAUUCCGCCGGCCAUUACAACGCUGACCAAUCUGGACACGCUGGAACUCGAAGAAAACCGGAUAACCGGCACAAUCCCCCAGGCAAUGGGGAACCUGAGCCGGUUGGUGAUGCUCAGACUGAAUAACAACCUCUUAUACGGUUCUCUACCCGAGUCCAUCGGCUCCAUCCAAACUCUCUUUCUGCUGGACGCUUCGCAUAAUGCCCUGGUGGGAAAAAUUCCUUCAUCUUAUGGAAACCUUCCGGAGCUUGCUUUUCUGUCUUUGAACAACAACAAGCUGGCCUGCACAAUUCCUUCCUCGCUCGGUCGUUUGAGCAGACUGGCGGCGCUGCAUUUGGAGGAUAACCAGCUGAAGGGCUACAUUCCAGCGUCCCUGGGCAACAUUUCAGGAUUGGGUGAUCUGGAUCUUUCUAGAAAUUUCCUCGAAGGCCCUAUCCCGACCUCUUUUACUCUGCUCACCCAACUGGGUACUUUGAAGGUCUCCGGAAACAGGCUCACGAACCCGCUUCCGUCUCUGCGUUUGCUUCCUAGCUUCUUGGACUUGUCUUACAAUGAAUUCAAGCUGGGUAAUUAUAUUCCCACCUGGAUCAUGAAUGCGAGCUUCGGUUUCGAGAUCAGUUUGGCCGGGUGUGGGAUUGACACGGGGCUCGAGGACUGGAAGCCCAGGGCCGCCCAGUUUUUCACUUCGGUCGAUCUCUCUGCCAACAAUAUCAGCGGCAGUGCAGUGGAGUUUUUCGCGACCAUGACGUUCUUGAGCCACGCCAAUUUGUCAAACAAUCAACUCAAAUAUGACUUCUCCAUCGGAGUCAAUUUCUCCCGCCUGUUGCAGACUCUGGAUCUCCAUUCAAAUCAGCUGUAUGGAAGCAUUCCAUCUUCUAUUGGCACGUUGACUGAUUUGAAGACUUUGGAUCUGUCAAAGAAUGGACUGACUGGAAAAAUUCCCACGGAGAUGUUAAAUCUAACGAAUCUGAGCCAGCUGAACGUGAGCUAUAAUCACCUGUGCGGAGAGAUUCCACAAGGGAAGCCGCUGAACGGGUUUCCUGUAUCUUCAUAUUCCCAUAACAAGUGUCUUUGUGGAUUACCUCUUGGGCCCUGUUAGUAAUCCCUGUACCUCCUCUUAAUAAAGAAUUCUCUGCCAAAUUUCCAUGUGUCGAACCUUUGAUGGAAGGGGAGCGCA